UAGAAACAUUUUGUGCGUCAUUGUUGUUACGAAGGAGGAGUACGAUAGGAACAGGCAUACGUUAGGACAGAGAGGGCUGUUCAUCUCCACUAGGCGUAGAUAGAUAAUGGAUCCAGAAAACGACCCACAGGAAGAGGAGACUUUCAGCAGCAAAGAGAGUAAUGGUAAGCGUUCUGCUGAUGACUCAGAGGAGGAAAAACCCUAUAAGAGAUCCCGAAACUCUGACGAAAUGGUGGAGCUCAGAAUUCUGCUACAGAGCAAAAAUGCAGGAGCUGUGAUUGGAAAGGGUGGGAAAAAUAUUAAAGCUCUGCGCACAGAUUACAAUGCCACUGUGUCAGUCCCAGACAGCAGUGGUCCCGAGCGAAUCCUAAGCGUCAGUGCCGAUAUUCCUACGGUGGCUGAGAUAUUGCUGAAGAUCAUACCUACUCUUGAAGAGUAUCAGCAUCACAAAGGUGUGGACUUUGACUGUGAACUGAGGCUCCUCAUUCAUCAGAGCUUAGCUGGCAGCAUCAUUGGACUAAAAGGAGCUAAGAUUAAGGAACUGCGUGACAGCACCCAGACCACCAUCAAACUCUUUCAGGAGUGCUGCCCUCAGUCCACUGACCGUGUGGUGCUGGUGGGGGGCAAAGCAGAGCGGGUGGUGCAGUGCAUUAAAACCAUGCUCGAACUCAUCGUGGAGGCUCCCAUUAAAGGUCGUGCUCAGCAGUAUGACCCUAACUUUUACGAUGAGACGUACGACUAUGGCGGCUUCGGUGUGAUGUAUGAAGAGCGGGGCCGUCGGCCUAUGGGAGGCUUCUCUUCGAGGGGGCGCAGCAGCGGCGGUGGCUUUGAUCGGAUGCCCUCUGGCGGUCGUGGCGGCGGACACCACAUGCAGAGCAGGAGAGACUAUGAUGACAUCAGCCCACGCAGGGGCCCACCUCCAUCACAGAGAGGAGGAGGAAGAGGACCUCGUCCUCCACGAAAUAUGGGACCCCCACACCACAGGAGAAGUGAUGACCAGUAUUACAGCUCUCAGCGUGGCCACAUGGAUGAGCGGCGGCAUGGAGAACGGCGAGGACGUAAUGACCGUUAUGGAGGCAGCAUGAAUGAUGGAUAUGAUAAUAAUUCAUCUUGGGAUUCCUCCUAUCAGUCUGGUGGAAGGAGCAGUUACAGUGACGGUCCUGUGAUCACCACACAAGUGACUAUUCCUAAAGAUCUGGCGGGAUCCAUCAUUGGUAAAGGAGGACAGAGGAUCAAGCAGAUUCGCCACGAGUCUGGAGCAUCAAUCAAAAUCGACGAGCCCCUCCAGGGUUCAGAGGAUCGCAUCAUCACCAUCACAGGAACCCAAGACCAGAUCCAGAACGCUCAGUACCUGUUACAGAACAGCGCUCUUCACCUCUUGGGGCGCCAGAACUAAGCAGUCCACGUUUCUCAGGAUCCUCCAUCCAGCUGCAGCUCAACACCACCUUUACCACAGUCAAACCAGCCCCAGUCUCCGCCUGUCCUUCAUUGUGGAUUUUGUGGGAUCGUUCUUUCAUUUUUCUUGAUUUGUUUUUAUAAAUCUUCAUUUUAUAUGGGCCAACUUUCACUUCACUCAACCUGUAUGAGCAGAUGCCGGCUUUUCAACAGGACGAUGUUAUUGUUGUUGGUUUUUUCCCCCUUUCAGAGUGAAUGUUUUGUGAGUUACGAAUAAGUUUUCCACUAUUCAUGUACCUUGAUCCAGAAUGUACACGUUUGCUCUCUCUUCAUUAAAUUGAAUUAGGUAGAGAAGGAAAUGUAAAUAUCCAGUGAUACUAUGGCAGAUGAAUACUAUGGACAUACAGUAUGAAUAUAACCUUUACACUCUCUCUGUUCCACAUGUGUGUGUUUCCUCAGAAAUACAGAUAUUUUCUCUAGGUACUGAAGGCUUGCAGUACUUUUUGUAUGUCUUCUCUCCUGUCUGUUUGCUGGGUUGUAAAAUCUAGUGUUCAAAUUCUCUACCUCCGCUGUUUGUUUUGUAGGUAAUCCUGCAUCCCUUUUCUUUUUUAAAAGACAACUUAAGUGGAUUUUGAAGUUUUAGACUAUAUUUGUGUCGGAGCAGGACCGUAAUUCUCACUCUCCCUUUCUUUAUUUUUAUCUUUAUUUUUUUACUCAAAUUUGUCUCAAGUUCUUCAGCCAGGCACAUUUGUAGAGUUUGUCAUUUAUCUGAAUUAAUAAAAGAAUUGCCAUUUU
Molecule: messenger RNA, 2190 nt
Organism: Danio aesculapii
Lineage: Eukaryota; Metazoa; Chordata; Actinopteri; Cypriniformes; Danionidae
Gene: hnrnpk
Product: heterogeneous nuclear ribonucleoprotein K
Exons: 16
Coding region: 107-1396 (429 amino acids)
Biological process (GO): regulation of transcription by RNA polymerase II; regulation of mRNA splicing, via spliceosome
Cellular component (GO): nucleus; cytoplasm
Molecular function (GO): mRNA binding
Source: RefSeq, a predicted model, not a curated record